AUGUCGACAAAAUCAAAGAGCAGCGCUCCUGCGCAAAAGAUUGAAUUGUUCUCGCCUACGUAUUUUGCAGCAUGCACAUUAGGUGGUAUCAUUGCUUGCGGUCCGACACACACCUCCGUCACACCCCUCGACCUGGUCAAGUGCCGCCGUCAAGUAGACUCCUCUCUUUACAAGUCUAAUAUCGAAGCCUGGAAGAAGAUCUACAGUGCUGAAGGUCUGCGGGGCGUCUUCACCGGUUGGGCUCCUACCUUUGUGGGCUAUGCAUUCCAGGGUGCCGGAAAGUAUGGUUUCUACGAGGUCUUCAAAUAUUACUACGGCGAACAGCUUUUCCCGAAUGCCCCCAAGACUAUAGUCUAUCUGGGUGCAUCGGCAUCGGCAGAGUUCUUGGCCGAUAUGGCCUUGUGUCCAUUCGAGGCCAUCAAGGUCAGAAUGCAGACUACCAUUCCACCAUAUGCCAAGACCCUCCGCGAGGGAUGGAGCAACGUCGCUCAGAAGGAGGGCGUGUCUGGCUUGUACAAGGGUCUGUAUCCUCUGUGGGCGCGACAAAUUCCCUACACCAUGGUCAAGUUUGCAACAUUCGAGAAGGCCGUCGAGAUGAUCUACAAACAAAUGGGCAAGCCCAAGGAGUCAUACAACACCCUCCAGCAGACGGGCGUCUCCUUCUUGGGUGGUUACAUUGCUGGUGUUGGCUGUGCCGUUGUUUCGCACCCGGCAGAUGUCAUGGUGAGCAAGUUGAAUGCCGACCGGAAGCCGGGCGAAGGGGCCAUGACUGCAGUUGGCAGGAUUUACAAGAACAUUGGUUUCACUGGGUUGUGGAACGGUCUGCCAGUCCGUAUCUUCAUGAUCGGCACCCUGACUGCCUUCCAAUGGUUGAUUUAUGAUUCCUUCAAGGUGUACUGUGGACUUCCUACAACUGGUGGACACUAG
Pestalotiopsis fici W106-1 is the source of this 927-nucleotide messenger RNA. Its product is annotated as Mitochondrial phosphate carrier protein 2. Gene Ontology annotation, molecular function: phosphate transmembrane transporter activity. Gene Ontology annotation, cellular component: mitochondrial inner membrane. Lineage: Eukaryota; Fungi; Ascomycota; Sordariomycetes; Amphisphaeriales; Sporocadaceae. The transcript is spliced from 3 exons. Gene Ontology annotation, biological process: mitochondrial phosphate ion transmembrane transport. The coding region runs from base 1 to 927 and encodes 308 amino acids. The record is from RefSeq and is a predicted model, not a curated record.